This is a messenger RNA of Alosa alosa (allis shad), 1374 nucleotides long. RefSeq names its product aldolase a, fructose-bisphosphate, a (gene aldoaa). Bases 176 to 1267 code for a protein of 363 amino acids. The transcript has 8 exons. Lineage: Eukaryota; Metazoa; Chordata; Actinopteri; Clupeiformes; Clupeidae. The record is from RefSeq and is a predicted model, not a curated record. Gene Ontology annotation, molecular function: fructose-bisphosphate aldolase activity. Gene Ontology annotation, biological process: glycolytic process; fructose 1,6-bisphosphate metabolic process. Gene Ontology annotation, cellular component: cytosol.
AAUGCUCUGGUAACGCAUACUAAGGGAACUUCAUCACUCAGGCGCACCUCCCGUCAUUGGCGUUGUUUGAUAAAACCGAGUAGACGCACAUUUCCUCUGAUUGCGAGUCAUUCUUCCUCUUUCGCCCGACCUUGCAUCUCUUCCGCCCCUCGCUUUGACUAUCAAAUCAGUCAUCAUGCCACACGCCUACCCGUUCCUGAGCAGCGAGCAGAAGAAGGAGCUGAGCGACAUCGCUCAGAGGAUUGUAGCCCCGGGAAAAGGCAUCCUCGCCGCCGAUGAGUCAACAGGCAGCGUUGCUAAGCGCUUCCAGAGCAUCAACGCGGAGAACACGGAGGAGAACCGGCGCCUGUACCGCCAGCUGCUCUUCACGGCCGACGACAUCGAGCCCUGCAUCGGCGGAGUCAUCUUCUUCCACGAGACGCUCUACCAGAAGACGGACGACGGAAAGCCCUUCCCAGAGCUCAUCAAGGACCGUGGCAUGGUGGUGGGCAUCAAGGUGGACAAGGGCGUCGUGCCCCUCGCCGGCACCAACGGAGAGACCACCACCCAGGGUCUGGACGGUCUGUACGAGCGUUGUGCCCAGUACAAGAAGGACGGGGCGGACUUCGCCAAGUGGCGCUGCGUGCUGAAGAUCACGGACACCACGCCCUCUGAGCUCGCCAUCCUGGAGAACGCCAACGUGCUCGCCCGCUACGCCAGCAUCUGCCAGAUGCAUGGCAUCGUGCCCAUUGUGGAGCCAGAGAUUCUCCCCGACGGAGACCAUGACCUGGCCCGCUGCCAGUAUGUGACAGAGAAGGUUCUAGCGGCCGUGUACAAGGCUCUGUCAGACCAUCACGUGUACCUGGAGGGAACCCUGCUGAAGCCCAACAUGGUGACCGCCGGACACUCCUGCAGCCAGAAGAACGCACCACAGGAGAUCGCCAUGGCAACAGUCACUGCCCUGCGCCGCACCGUACCCCCCGCCGUACCCGGCGUGACCUUCCUGUCGGGCGGUCAGAGUGAGGAGGAGGCGACGCUGAACCUGAACGCCAUGAACCAGUGUCCCCUGGGUCGGCCCUGGGCUCUGACCUUCUCCUACGGCCGCGCGCUGCAGGCCUCCGCACUCAAGGCCUGGAGCGGCAAGCCCGAGAACAGCAAGGCCUGCCAGGACGAGUUCAUCAAGAGAGCCAAGAAUAACAGCCAGGCGGCGUUUGGGAAGUACGUGUCCAGUGGGAGUGACGGAGCUGCCGCGGGAGAGUCCCUCUAUGUGGCCAACCACGCCUACUGAGCACACACACAGACAUGCACACCCCUCGUCUCCAUAGCAACGGUGCACACCCCUCGUCUCCAUAGCAACGGUUGCCACCUUGCCGAGCGCUCUAGAAUAUGACCACC